Macrosteles quadrilineatus (aster leafhopper) is the source of this 3423-nucleotide messenger RNA. RefSeq lists its product as uncharacterized. The transcript is spliced from 5 exons. The coding region runs from base 1 to 450 and encodes 149 amino acids. Lineage: Eukaryota; Metazoa; Arthropoda; Insecta; Hemiptera; Cicadellidae. The record is from RefSeq and is a predicted model, not a curated record.
AUGGGUGGUGAGACCCCCUGCCCCCCUACUAUAGCCCCCCUUCUGUAUCCCCCCACACUCGCCCGACCUGAGGCUCAGUCGAUAGCCCGGCAGUGGGGACCUCUGUUCGUCGCGACAAGGUUGACUAAUCAGUGUUGUUCGAUGCAUUCACCUGUCUUCACGUCGGACUCUGGAGUCUACCACAGUCACAACCACAGUGAUAGACAGGAGGUGAUGGACGUGGCGUCACAGUUCGUGGACGAUCUGCUACGUCAGGCCCAACAAGAGGUUCAGAACAGAAAGAUGGCACAAGGUGCGCCACAGCCCGCAUCUGUUGAGCUUGAAGAUGAGGACGACAUUACCACAAUAUCAGGCUUGUUGAAAAGAGGGAACCGGUGGCACUCGAGGGCUCGGCAGGGAGCGAGAGGAUUGGUCACAAGACUUAUGACGACCCUACGGCUGUGUAAAUAAACAGAGCUUGUAGCAGCGAGCAUAACACGGUGAUCAAUGAGCAUGCACCGAGCAUCAGUGAGCAACUAAACUGAGACGCAGUGCUGCAAACUGUACAUAGAAACAGAACAGGAGCAUUAGGUCAAUAACAGUGGCGGUAUCAGUGUUUGCGUGUAAAAUGAGUGUGCAGAUAGAAGUAUUACUUUUCCUACCAAAACCUUCAACGUUUGAUAGCUUUUGAAAAUGUAAAAAUGUAUGUAUUUAUAAGUAAGUACCUAUGAGAAUAUUUUUGACGUUGUCCACAACACAAGAGGUUAAUAUAAGUUGAUGCAUGAAAAGUUGUAUAGGUGGGAAAUAACAAAGUAUAAUGAUUAUUUGUGUAGAAUAUGUAUAAUAAAUUUGACAUACUGUAUAGCUUAUAAGCGCCUCAAUCCGGGUUUGAAAUGUUUUAUACUGUGUAAUGAGAUAUUAAUAUUGUAUUUUUUGUUUAUUGAAAAGUAAAACAACUUUUUUGAAAAUAAACAAAAAAUCACCAAAUUUAUAUUGGACAAUGUAGGCCUACUAUUACGUCAACAGCAAUUAUUUUCAAAAUCUUUCGCUUUACGAAGUUAAAUCUAUGUACAGAUAAUUUAAACAUAGACAUUGAUAUCAAAUUAAAUCAUAUUUACAAACUGGCCAUUUAAUUGGGGAUUUGUACCAUAGGUACAUUGGCCUAGAUUAGGUUGCUGUAUUGAGAAAGGGUUAAGACUCUCAUUAAGAAACAUUGUUCACAAAUUAGUUACAGGAAUUUGGUAUUGAAUGCCUACCUAAUUUUAGCACUUCAGGCAUUAAUUUUCAAUAUGUGCCAUUAUGAUACACACAUUAUCACGGCACAAUGUGAAACAUCUCAGAAAGAAAUUGAGGGUUGUUUCUAGUAAUUUUCCGAAUGUAUUGUGAAUGUAGGCUUAUGUAAUAGUUUCGAUUUUGUGAAACAAAGUUGCAAUAUGUAAGGAUCUUCAUAAAUCCAGGAUAAAAGUGUAGGAAUGGAAAAUAUCAAAUUUAAUAUAUACCUACUGGUUUUUCAAUUACUUAUUUUUGGGCCAACAGUGUUACUAAAUUCCACACUGAAACCUUUUAAAAGUCGGAAACAAAACUAUUUUAAUAAACUUCAUCACAUAAUUUGAAUAUUUAAACAAAUCUAAAAACUGAACAACUAAGUUUUAGAAACAAAGUUGUAAUCUAAAGUAGAUAUCUCACUUAAUUAUGUUUACUAUACAAUUUACCAUGUGAAGGUAUCAGAGUGUCGUAUUCAUAAUAAUAACUGCCACUUAGAAUAGUGAUCAUCAGUGUCUUAACAAUGUUAAACUCUCAUCAGACCUAGUAGAUCGGUAAAAGUGAUUAUUUGGCCCCUUUUCAGGUUAGGGUAGAUAAAAUGUAUAGACCAUACAUAAAAUUAAAUCGAUUAAAAAAAUUAAAAGCCCACAUUUACAAGUGGCAAUUAAAAUUAAUUUCAAUUGAAAAUUUGACAAAAAAUCCUAAAAGGUCCGAAAAACUUAGAAAGGGAUCCCUCGGCCUGGCUUAUGGAUCCCUUCAUUUCCCCAUACGGAAUUUGUCCUUCCCCACAGAACGUUAAGCCGCUGAUGAUGUUAAGUGAUGGUGUAAAAGUAUAGCCUAUAUUGUGGACCAUUAUAGUGACUAUGAACAGUGGAAGUUUUGUAAUGUUACCAAUAGAUGUCUUAUGGUGUUUCCCAGUCUAUGUUACCUAACGUCGUUGCUACGAUAGAUUUUUAGUACAAACUUUGAUAUGCUGCAUAACUUUAUGACAUAAUUUCUUAAGAAAUGUUUUAGUAUAGCCUCAAAAUUAAUCUGAGAUUGAUGUAUUCUUGUAUAUUUUACCUGCAUUGUAAUGAAAUAUUUGUUUCUAAAUUUAAGGCUGCUAGAUUUAAUUUAAUUUUAAAUAUUUUAACGUGACGAAUAGUUGGUGACGAAUUCUAAUAUAACCUCGUCAGAUGUACUGAAAAAUCUAGGCUUGACCUGAAUCAAGCUUCAUUGUAAAUAUGUUUCCAUUAAUUAAUUUUUACACGGCACUUUAGAGCUUUCAUGCAUUACAAAAGUGUACAUUUUAAAGUUAAAAUUACGUAAUUUUAACAGGCUUUUUAAAAUCAAUUUUACAUUUCUCCGUUAUUUAAUUUUAUUACACUACUUAAGGUCGAUACAUUAUACAUUAUUACAAGAGUAAAAGGUACCAACUGUUCGAUUUAUAAAUUGCAUUUAUAUACUAUUUUACCUUCAAUCGGUGUGCCACUCCAACUAUAGUUUACUGUGAUCGGUUGUCUUUAAAUACAGUUAUAUUUUACCAAUCAAAAUGUCCAUUUGUUUCAUCAGUGUACAAAUAUUUGAUGGUUAAAUGUUAUUGUAAAAUACAUUAAUGAAUUUUAUGAAACAAAAAUCUCAAAUGCAAUAAAUAUCAAGCAAUGCAAUCUCAAUGUUUAUUUUCUAGUGAAUGUUUCUUUGCUGUAAAGACAACUGGGAAGCAAGUUGGUGGACAAUACUUAAUCUUAAUACAUAUCUAACUACUAAUCUGGAAAAUCUAUUUUUCUAAUAGAUUCCUUAUAAGCUAUUGUUACAAAACCAAAAACGUUAUUUUAAUGUCACAUUUUGUAAACUUUGGGUGAUUGACGAUUGUAUAUUUUAAAGAAAUGUGUAUACUAUUAAAAUUAUCGCCCAGCUUAAUAUGGGGAUGAGGAGUGUUAGAAUAAAAUGUCAACUCUGCUAUCCAAAGACUAUUUUUGUUUCGGCCUGUAAACUAUUUUUUCUCAAUCAUUUUUUUCCAUUAUAAUUUUUUGUGCACUUCUAAAAAAUAAAUUGUGCUCCUUAACAUUUAAACGUUAUAUUCCUAUCAUGUUUGAAUUAAUUUUAAUUCCAUGUACUGUAUUCAUACUCCUUACAAAAAUUAAGUUGAAUGGAUUUUUAGUCAGUUUUGGGUGCAAAUGAAUUUGAUUUAUUGUAAUUUUA